Anopheles coustani is the source of this 868-nucleotide messenger RNA. Its product is annotated as ficolin-1-like. Bases 1 to 858 code for a protein of 285 amino acids. The transcript is spliced from 2 exons. Lineage: Eukaryota; Metazoa; Arthropoda; Insecta; Diptera; Culicidae. The record is from RefSeq and is a predicted model, not a curated record.
AUGCCAACCGUAAUGGAAGCGAUCUUUCACACUAUGAUCGAUUUUCGGAAGGAAAUCUUGGACAACUUUCAACUGUCGCUUGAGUAUCACACGGAGCAGCUUGAGGAAAUCAAAGUUCAUAUGGAAUAUAAGAUGGAAGCACAAGAAAAUCGAAUGAAAAAUGAAAUCAACGAAAUUAGAAAAACACUUCGCGAGAUCAGCAGCGUGUUGGUUCCCAGUUCAUGUGACCGGAUGAAAUCUAAGUCCUCCGGAAUGUUUUACAUUAGUCCUUAUGGAAACAUUGCCCAAAAACUCUUGGUCUUUUGUAACUUCGAUAACAACUUCAAUCUCGGCGGUGGCUGGACGGUAUUCCAGCGACGGAUUGAUGGGUCCGUCGAUUUUUUCCGCAACUGGACGAUGUACAAACAUGGAUUCGGAGACAUUAGAAGAGAGCAUUGGCUGGGUUUGGAGAAACUUCAUGUUAUGACGAGAUCGGGAAGACACGAGCUGUUGGUGCUGUUGGAGGAUUUCGAAGGAAGUUCAACCUAUGCGCUGUAUGAUGAUUUCAAGAUUGCGAGCGAGGUGGAAAAAUACAAGCUCACCCUGGGAAAGUAUUCGGGUACCGCUGGUGACUCGCUGACACGCCACAAUGGAAUGAAGUUCUCUACAUUCGAUGGAGAUAAUGAUAAAUCCGAUGGCAACCUUGCUGAAGCAUUAUCUGGAGCAUGGUGGUUUGGAAUCACUGGGGUAUUUCAUUUGAACGGACCAUAUAUUUUAAAAGGUAACCAUAAUCGAUAUGGAGUGAGUUGGAACUCAUUUCGACAUCCCUACUCGAUGAAAUCAGCAACAAUGAUGUUUCGCAGUCGUGGCUCUAACUAGCUCUCGGAUG